Molecule: messenger RNA, 1705 nt
Organism: Scophthalmus maximus (turbot)
Lineage: Eukaryota; Metazoa; Chordata; Actinopteri; Pleuronectiformes; Scophthalmidae
Product: coronin-2B-like
Exons: 13
Coding region: 1-1659 (552 amino acids)
Biological process (GO): actin filament organization
Molecular function (GO): actin filament binding
Source: RefSeq, a predicted model, not a curated record
AUGUCGCGGCAUUCGUCUUUCCGCUGCUCGAAGUUCCGUCACGUCUACGGAAAGCCGGCCACCAAGGAACACAGCUACGACGGGGUGCCGAUCACCCGCAGCGUCCACGACAACCACCACUGCUCUGCCAAUCCCUGCUUCAUCGCCGUGGUGACCGAGUGCGCCGGGGGCGGCUCCUUUUUAGUCCUGCCCGUCCAUCAUACAGGGAGGGUGGAUCCUCAGCACCCCAGGGUGUGUGGUCACAGUGGUCGAGUCCUUGACGUGAAGUGGAACCCGUUUGAUGACCAUUGCAUCGCCUCGUGUUCGGAGGACUGCACCGUUAAGAUCUGGGACAUCCCUGUCUGUGGCGUGCAACAGAACCUAACCAAGGCCAGGAAGACUCUGAUUGGUCACUCCAGGAGGGUGGGGCUUAUCGAGUGGCAUCCAACGGCCGAAAACCUGCUGCUAAGCGCCGCCUACGACUACAAGGUUCUCCUCUGGGACGUGUCCCAGGCAGGUGCAGUAAUCAGGUUCCCGGUCCGGGUGGUUCUGAUGCCCGUCCACCACCGCUACCCGUCCGAGGCGCUGCUACUUUCCGUCAGCUUCAACAGCGAUGGCAGCAGGCUGGCGGCCUCGUGCAAAGACAGACGGGUCCGAGUCCUGGACCCACGAACUGGAAAGAUUUUACAGGUGUCCAGCAAUAAGACCCACAGGGCCACUAAGGUUUUGUACAUCGGAGGGCUGAAGAUGCUCCUGUCCACUGGCAGCUCGCCCUGGAACCACAGACAGAUCGUCCUCUGGGACCCUGACGACCUCUCUGAGCCUCUGUACGAAGAAGAUUUGGACGGGUCGGCGGGAGUUCUCUUUCCGUUCUACGAUCCAGACACACAUAUUCUCUACUUAGCUGGAAAGGGCGACGGGAACAUCCGCUACUACGAGCUGAGCGCGGAGAAACCGUACAUUAGCUUCCUCACAGAGUACAGGUCCCUGUUGCCACAGAGAGGACUCGGAGUGAUGCCAAAGCGAGGCCUGGAUGUGAACGCCUGUGAGGUUUUCCGGUUUUACCGUCUGAUUGCUGUCAAAGACCUCGUGGAACCACUGUCAAUGAUCGUGCUACGGAAAGAGGCUAGUAUUUUCCAAGAGGAUCUGUACCCGAUGACAGCCGGAAACCAGGCGGCCUUGACGGCUCAGGAGUGGCUGUCGGGGAUCAACCGGGGCCCGGUGCUGAUGUCCCUGAAGCCUGGCACUCGACUGGCCAACCCUUACCCGGAAUCCCCAGCUGAGAAGGGACUGGUGAGGCAGCUGGGCAACCUCAGGUUCCAGAUGGGCCCAGCUGAUGGCGCAGUGACUGGGACACACCUGGACUUUAUGGAAGAGGCAUUCCUCCAAGAGCAGCUGGCGUACCAGGAUGCCAAAUACCCCAGAGACCUCAGCGAUCUGUCGGGGUGGCAGCCAGACGAGACCCAGAUCCCGCUGUUGAUGUACUGCUGCACUCCACACUGCUGCGAACCUGCGGAGAGGCCGCCGCCAACCACCGAGAGCGAGCUCCUGCAGUCGUUUUACAGGCAGCAAGACGAGAUCCGAGGCCUGAGGGAACAACUUAAUCAGAAAGAGGUGAGAAUCACUCAACUGGAGCUGGAGAUCAAAAACACCAGAAACAACAUGAGGGCGACUUUCUGAUUCGACCAAUCAAAUCUCACGCCGCCGUUUUAUCAGUGAACCAAUU